Messenger RNA from Aspergillus luchuensis, 462 nucleotides. RefSeq names its product 60S ribosomal protein L28. Gene Ontology annotation, molecular function: structural constituent of ribosome. The coding region runs from base 1 to 462 and encodes 153 amino acids. Lineage: Eukaryota; Fungi; Ascomycota; Eurotiomycetes; Eurotiales; Aspergillaceae. The transcript has 5 exons. Gene Ontology annotation, biological process: translation. The record is from RefSeq and is a predicted model, not a curated record. Gene Ontology annotation, cellular component: cytosolic large ribosomal subunit; ribosome.
AUGGCCGCCAACGUUUCCAGCGACCUCAUCUGGCAGCUCACCCGCACCCAGAAUGCUUAUCUGGUCAAGCGUAACAGCGGCGGUGGUUCUCAGUUCUCCCGUGACCCCCUGAACCUGCAGAACAAGCACUCUUUCAAGUACGCCGGCUAUGCCAACACCAAGGCGGUCGGUGUCCAGGCCACUGAGAACGGCGGUGUUGCUGUCAUCACCAAGAAGCCCAGCAACCCCCAGCAGCCUGCCAAGAACGUCGUUACCGUGACCUACGGCCCUAACGCCUCCACCCGCAAGAUCUACAAGGGUGUUGCCGACAAGACUGCCAAGAACGGCUACCGUGCUGAUGUCCGUGAGGACGCCGUCGCCCGUGUCAGCGCCAUCCGUCGCUCCCAGAAGGCCAAGAAGGAGACUCCCGCCCAGAAGCCCCGUGGUGCUAAGGCCAGAAAGGCCGAGGAGAAGUCGGAGUAA